CCGCCGCCGCCGUACGCCAGGUGCCGACUGCCGAGACCUUCUCCGAUCUGUUUGCCGGCGAAGAGCGCCCGCCAAAUCUGCCCCUGGUUUCAACCGAUUGAACCCCGAUGUCCGACGUCGAGAACCCUGGCGUGGGUGGGAAGCCGCCGCCGUACAAGGACCCUGACAAUGGGAGUCAGCGAUUCCUACUCGAGUUGGAGUUCGUGCAGUGCCUCGCCAACCCUACCUACAUCCACUAUCUAGCGCAGAAUAGAUAUUUCGAGGAUGAGGCAUUUAUCGGGUACCUCAAGUAUCUAAAAUACUGGCAGCGACCAGAGUAUAUCAAAUACAUAAUGUAUCCACACUGCCUUUUCUUUCUUGAGCUUCUCCAAAAUGCCAAUUUCCGAAAUGCAAUGGCACAUCCAACAAACAAGGAGCUUGCUCAUAGGCAGCAAUAUUUCUUCUGGAAAAACUACAGGAAUAACAGACUGAAGCACAUCAUACCGCGCCCUCCUCCUGAACCUGCACCUUCACAGGCACCUGCUACAUUGCCCCUACAAGCGUCCGUGCCGACACCUGUAGCUCCACCUGUUCCUGCACCAACAUCGUCUAUGCCACCUGUGGUAGCAGGUGGUGCAUCUGCAAUGUCUCCUAUGCAGUUUGUAGGAACUCCAGGCACUAAUAUGCCGAAGAAUGACAUGAGAAAUGCUAUGGACAAUAGAAAAAGGAAGUAUGCACCACCUCCCUUGCAAUCAUCCAACAGUCAUUUUAUGAAGUUAUUUGUCCAUGCAUUGUUUUCUUUCCUUGCUAUUUUGUCUGUGCUAUGAAAUCAUUGGUGAACUAUUAUUUUCGAAGGACAUGAUCCAAUUCAGUUUGAUUUAUGGCCACUCUUCCAAUAUAGAUCAUGAAGAUUCUCCUUUCCUUACAGGAAAGAUGAUUGAGACUCUCAACAUGUUUUUUCUGAGGGAUGCUAUAUCCUCUUCCCCAUUCACUUUGGUUGCUCUUCUUCAUUGAAGACGGUGGAGAAAUACUUCUUUUACUUCUCUGAUCUUUGGCCCAUUAUCCCAGUAAAAUUCAUCUGAAGUUCUGUCAACAAUGCAUAUUGAGUCAAGUGUUAUUCGUUCCAUUGUGCAAAUAAAGACUGGAUAAAGACUAGUCAAUUGAAAUGUGAACGUCUUGUAGCUGUGACUGAAUCUGCAUAUUUCUUCAGAGCUUAUAAAUGUGAUAUGAAUGUUUCAUAAAACUACAGUUUGGCUGAUGAUAUGUAUACAUCUUCAUCGCAGGAUGGGCUAAUUGAAGUUCUUGCGCAACUUUUCAACGGACACUGCCGGAUUCGAGCACAGUUGCUGCCUCAGGAGCCUUAUUAUUUCCUUUUGUUUUAGUGCUGGUUAUUUGGCCUUGUAGUUGAGGGUUCGUGAGUUUUUAGAAUGGAAGCUUCUGACUUAGAGUGAAGUUAGAACAAAUACUCCAUGUCGCAUGAACUUGCACACGUGACUUUAGGUGUCAGCAUUCUCCUGAAUGAUCAUACCAUUUACCUUAAUGUUUCAGCAUAUUGCUUGGCAGCAGGAAAUAUGUACUGUUCAUAAACUAUACAUAUGCCCGUUGGCCCCAAUACAAAGUUGACAUUUUGGC
Molecule: messenger RNA, 1611 nt
Organism: Zea mays
Lineage: Eukaryota; Viridiplantae; Streptophyta; Magnoliopsida; Poales; Poaceae
Product: Mediator of RNA polymerase II transcription subunit 31
Exons: 5
Coding region: 108-806 (232 amino acids)
Biological process (GO): regulation of DNA-templated transcription
Cellular component (GO): mediator complex
Molecular function (GO): transcription coregulator activity
Source: RefSeq, marked provisional